AUGGCGACGGUACCUGUGCUUUGUUCUGGCCGGUGCAAAUACAGACAGAAGCGUGCAGCUGGACUACAAAUGGUGUGUGUUUAUGUGCAGUUAAUUACAGAGAUGGGGACAAUACAUAUAUAUAGCUAUUGCAAUGGAUUGAUGAGAAUUGGUCAAACGAAUGGAGAAUUGACAAAUCGCCGGAUAGAUAAUGUACAGCUGAUUAAUGGUAUUGUCUUGGGUAUAGAGACAUGGAAUAAUAGGAUCGUAAAUGUCAGCCUAAAUACUAACCACAGUGGCUCCACGUUAGAGGAUGGGGAGGGACUCUGUAUGUUCUCACCUGGCUCAUACAAACACAGAGAUGGAACUGAAGAGACAGAUAGUGACGGUUUCGUGUCAAGUUGGAGAUAUAAUUAUACUUCCUACUUGAGUAUAGAGGAAUAUUAUAGCAGAGAAUAUAAUGUACACUGGGGAUAUAUACGAUGUUUUGCGGAGAAAAUCUGCAAGGUUAACCACUCUGGAGAUGGGGAAUGGUCUGGAUCACUACUUCCGGCUUUUUCUGUGACAAGUGUAGAAGCCCGCAUGGAAAUCAGAUAA
Molecule: messenger RNA, 576 nt
Organism: Mercenaria mercenaria
Lineage: Eukaryota; Metazoa; Mollusca; Bivalvia; Venerida; Veneridae
Exons: 5
Coding region: 1-576 (191 amino acids)
Source: RefSeq, a predicted model, not a curated record